This is a messenger RNA of Frankliniella occidentalis (western flower thrips), 1127 nucleotides long. RefSeq lists its product as uncharacterized. The transcript is spliced from 3 exons. NCBI's taxonomy places the organism in Eukaryota, Metazoa, Arthropoda, Insecta, Thysanoptera, Thripidae. The record is from RefSeq and is a predicted model, not a curated record. Bases 175 to 981 code for a protein of 268 amino acids. Gene Ontology annotation, cellular component: elongator holoenzyme complex. Gene Ontology annotation, biological process: tRNA wobble uridine modification.
AAAUGAUGCACGAUCACCGGGCAGGAUUACACACCACAACAAACAAACCCGAUGCGCACGAGUUCCGUUUUUAUUUACGUUCUCAUGAACUAGCAGCAAAUUGUAAGCACAUAAACAGAAAUGUAUUGAAGAACUGAAACUUCUUUUUACACCCUGUUUAGUUGUCAAGCGAAAAUGGCUGCUGCUCUUAUUGCCGCUCUGGGACUGGACCAACCUGAGGUACAAUCUUCCUCCAUCGCUGUCCUGGAGAAAGGGAAUGCAGACUCCAGCUUUGUCCUGUCGUGCUUCAUGUGGGAGUGUUUGGUGGGCCGUUCUUCACGUGAGUGCCGUGCUAACGGGUUGCUAGUUCCCCGUCCGUCUGAAACGUCAACCGCUGUAUUGUUACUAACAUGUCACCAUUCAGCUGCACAUUAUCGGAACCAGAGCUUGAAGUUGGGGUUGAACUUGACUAGUUUGAGUCAAAAAGGUCUCUUUGAAGAACUAGACCUAAUGAAAUUAAUUAACGAGUCACUUUCCACAUCAAGAGAAACUUCAGAGGAAGAUAUCAGUAAAAACGGGACAUUUUUUGUGAAAUCUCUAUUUUUGAGUAUUAGGAGUAAGUUGUUAAAGAUGAAAGAGAAUUUCAAAUCUGUUUGCUUAAUAAUAGGGAAUGUAAAUGAUCUGUUAACUUCAGGUGUGUCAACUGCACAGCUUUUUAUAUUUUUAAACUAUCUACAAGGACUUCUAUCAGGAAUCAGUAAUUUAUCUCUUGUAAUUUCCACACAUGUUACCGAUGACGAUGACAGUGAACGAUUAUUGGGUGCAUUUUUGAAGAACGCAUCAGAUUUGACUGUCACUGUAUCAGCCUUGCAGACAGGUUUGAGUAAGGAUGUUUCUGGUUGUUUGAGUGUGGGGGGUUUGUCUGUUUCAUCAGGAACUUAUCACUAUCGUCUUUUAGACAGACAGGUGAAAAUGUUUUCGCCUGGAGCAAGUUCUGUUUAAUGUCAGUUUUUGAUUCUAGUUAUUCUUGCUGUGGAUAUGUAUAAGGUUUUCAAGAAAAUGAAAUGCAAUGGGACAAUUGUGAUUACCAAAAGUGAUGUGUUGUGCCGGUGGAAAAUCAACAAAUAAGACAUGAUCAUUGCUUAUAA